UCGAAAAUUGGUCUGCUACUAGCAGAAAAACAACAUGCCAGUCAUAAAACUUCAUACGGUGCCAGUUCGUCCAUAAAAGGGGAAUUAUGUGCUUUCUUCUUUAGAAAAUGAUCUCAUUAUUUGCCAUAUUCAUAUAAACAUAAAGAGAAAUGAUAUGACGAGUUUUCCCGUUUGAAAAGUUUUCUUUGAUAUCAACUCUUUCAGAUCAUCUUUUUUCAUCAAGAAAAUUAGUCCGCCGCUGUAGAAAAGAAAAUGAAAUACCAUUCGCAAUACAUCAUAUCACGCCAUAAAAGGGCAAAACGACACCUUAUUUCUUAGACUAAUCGCUACAGGAUUACUAAUAUUCAUACCUAUUUAACUGUAAAAGUAUAGAAUGUGUACACCAACCUGUCAGUAGAGUAAACAUGUAUGAACAAGCGGAGCCGGUCCGGUCCUCUCUCUCGGGGCCCGGCAGAGGCCAAACCAGCCGGCAGGAACCUACCGUACACCUGAGUACUUCAACAGGACGUGUUCGCUACGGCAAGGCCGCUUCUGACAAGCAAGAAGACGGUAUAGAAACGUCGUCAGACGCGUACGAAGAAGCCGAGGCGGUGAAACGUCACGCAACGUACACGUCUGCAGACCGCGCGUAUCAGAGUGAAGCAAGCGGUCGCCGUGCUCGAAGUUUCAUCCGCUCCCACCGCAGCUGCUUGGCCGCCGCCACCGCUGUGGUGCUGAGUCUGAUCGCUGUGGGACUCGCCUUGGCUUGCUUCAUCAAUGAAGAGGUAAGCACAGUCCAAGAAGAGAUUCAGGAGCUCCAGACCGAGAUGACGGCUAAAGACCAGAAGGCCCAGGAUGAAAUACAACAGCUCCAGAGCGUUGUGGCAACGAUGACAGCUAAAGACACCGAGAUGACGGCUAAAGACCAGAAGGUCCAGGAUGAAAUACAACAGCUCCAGAGCGUUGUGGCAACGAUGACGGCUAAAGACACCGAGAUGACGGCUAAAGACCAGAAGGCCCAGGAUGAAAUACAGCAGCUCCAGAGCGUUGUAGCUACGAUGACGGCUAAAGACCAAAAGGUCCAGGAUGAAAUACAACAGCUCCAGAGCGUUGUGGCUACGAUGACAGCUAAAGACACCGAGAUGACGGCUAAAGACCAGAAGGUCCAGGAUGAAAUACAGCAGCUCCAAAGCGUUGUGGCUACGAUGACAGCUAAAGACACCGAGAUGACGGCUAAAGACCAGAAGGCCCAGGAUAAAAUACAACAGCUCCAGAGCGUUGUGGCUACGAUGACGGCUAAAGACACCGAGAUGAUAGCUAAAGACCAGAAGGUCCAGGAUGAAAUACAACAGCUCCAGAGCGUUGUGGCUACGAUGACGGCUAAAGACCAGAAGAUCCAGGCCUUGGAACAGCGACCGUACAUCGAACGCUGCGAGUCUGGUAGGCUGGAAAUUCCAUGGACCUCUUUAAGGGACGGUUAUGGAAAUCGCUACCGUGACCUGACCGCCACGUUCACCACGCCUUUCCGGAAAACCCCCGUGGUGACUUUUGGCUUCGUCAAGCUGGACGAUGAGAGGGGUAAAAAUCUCCGAGUCACAGCCGAAGUGACGUCAAAAUCAAUGACACGUCUGACUGUGCGAAUCCUCACAUGGGAUGAUUCUCGGCUGCACGGGGCUGCUGUCCACUGGAUGGCAUGUGCAUGAGGUGUAACCUGUCUACUUUUUGGCAGAAAAAUGUCAAAUGUUUCAGCU
This is a messenger RNA of Branchiostoma belcheri (Belcher's lancelet), 1730 nucleotides long. RefSeq names its product interaptin-like. NCBI's taxonomy places the organism in Eukaryota, Metazoa, Chordata, Leptocardii, Amphioxiformes, Branchiostomatidae. Gene Ontology annotation, molecular function: carbohydrate binding. Gene Ontology annotation, biological process: cell adhesion. The transcript has 4 exons. Bases 405 to 1682 code for a protein of 425 amino acids. The record is from RefSeq and is a predicted model, not a curated record.